Calypte anna (Anna's hummingbird) is the source of this 889-nucleotide messenger RNA. Its product is annotated as C-C motif chemokine 4 homolog. Lineage: Eukaryota; Metazoa; Chordata; Aves; Apodiformes; Trochilidae. Gene Ontology annotation, cellular component: extracellular region. Gene Ontology annotation, molecular function: chemokine activity; CCR chemokine receptor binding. The record is from RefSeq and is a predicted model, not a curated record. The transcript has 5 exons. The coding region runs from base 375 to 662 and encodes 95 amino acids. Gene Ontology annotation, biological process: neutrophil chemotaxis; positive regulation of GTPase activity; G protein-coupled receptor signaling pathway.
CCCCUCUGCCUGGAUGAAAGCAUCCUACUCCUGCAUCACCUCUCCAGCACCAGCCUGGGGUUGGGAGGGCUGGAACUCAACCCCCAGGCAGAGACCUCAAGGUGUGUCCUCUGCACUGAAGCCUCAGCAGCUGCCUCUGCUUGUCCAAGAAUUCCAAAGCAAAAUGAAGCGUGUUUCCCAGCUGGAUCUACAGGAGAGGACCCGAACCCAUCGGCUGCAGUUCCGCAGAGGUGGCUGCGUGGGUUUCCAUCCUCCCAGUCUGCCUCCCUCCCUAUAAAUUGGGCUGAACCCAGUGGUCCCACACCAGGCCCAGCAAGGAGCACUCUGCAGCACCCCAGCCUGACUGCUACAGCUCCUCUCCACCCAACAGGACCAUGAAGACCUCCACAGCUGCCCUGGCUCUACUUUCUGUGGCUCUCCUCUGCUAUGAGGUCUCCUCUUCUCCAGCUGCUGUCAACUUUUCCGGUCUCUGCUGCACCCAGUACCACUCCAAAGCCCUUCCUGCCAAUCGGGUGGUGAUGUAUCAGCACACAGACAGCCACUGCCCCCAGUCAGCUGUGAUAUUUACCACGGUGAAGGGCAGGAUGGUCUGUGGCAAACUUGGUGACAAGUGGGUGCAGGACAUCGUGAAUCCCCCUCAGCAGCAGCCAGGCAGUGGAUGAGCAUCCCCUGCUCCCUCUCCAGGCAUCUCCUCUGCAAGGCACCUCUGACACCUCCACGUUCUCUGUGCCUGACGAUUUGGCAGAGUAUUUAAUACAGCGUUCAGCUCUUUUUUUGUGACGGACGCUUUAAUUUAUUUGGCACUGUCAGUGAGUCUUUUCAUUCUAAUUUGUGUAUAGUUUGUGGUGACUUUAUUUUUCAUAUAAUAAAAAGGAGCAAAACCUGCGGC